Molecule: messenger RNA, 5981 nt
Organism: Astyanax mexicanus (Mexican tetra)
Lineage: Eukaryota; Metazoa; Chordata; Actinopteri; Characiformes; Acestrorhamphidae
Product: adaptor related protein complex 3 subunit beta 2
Exons: 29
Coding region: 719-4327 (1202 amino acids)
Biological process (GO): anterograde synaptic vesicle transport; vesicle-mediated transport; intracellular protein transport
Cellular component (GO): membrane coat; AP-3 adaptor complex
Source: RefSeq, a predicted model, not a curated record
GAGCUGAGCUUACAUGCAGCUCUGAGCAGACCUCUGAGCAGACAGAGCAGCUUUCUCCCUGGAGAGACACGAAAAACACCGCCAUCACGUCUCCUCCACUCUUCAUCAUCAAGCGGGGACAUCCCACACUCAACAUCCCCAGCGGUGGAGAAGCCUAGUUUGGAUACAGCAGCAUCUAAACCCUGCCUUUCAAAAGGGACUUCAGCUUGAUGCCUUUCUAUGGGAAUACCUUACUCCAGCCAAUAUUUAAGGUUCAAAACGGCGAGUCCUGUUGAUUAUAGUGCCGAGGGUCAGGGUUCCAGGCCAUCCGAGAAUUCAGGGAGCUGUUCUCUGUGCCAGAGUGCUGAAACAGCUGUCGAGGAUCCUACAAGUGUGCAUUUGUGAAUGUUGAAAAGCCCUUCAGGUGCAGGUGCAGUGUCGGAUUACUCUCACGGUUGCAUAUCGUCAAUGUCGUUGUUUUUCACCAGUGGGAUUUUUAUUUAAAGAAGAUUUUGUAAAGGUAAGAGCGUGUUUUCCACCACCAUUUUGAGUGGUUUCAGCGUUUUCUGCAAGGCAACAGGUGGGACGGCUCACCAGCUGGACGCUCCAACAAGUGUGCUCUCGUGACUGUGAGCUGUCAAGCGUGCGAGGAGCCUUGGGGCGAGUUGUAUCCGAGCCUACAGAAGACUCAGAACGACUCGGACAGGUGUUACGCACCUUCCUUUGCUGGACUUGAAUCAUGACCACCAUGCAGAAGCUGCUGCAGCUGCCAGUGAAUGCAGUAAACAUAGUAAAAACAGUGCAGGGGGUGGCACAUGGUCAGGAAGAGGCCCGCAGUCCUGUGCUUACUCCGGACGGUGGGCAGCAGAACUGGUACAGCGCUGUCCAGCCCGAGGAGCUCCGGCACCUCCGCACCGCUAGCGUCUUUGGCAGCAGUGGUGGAGUGGGAGGGGGGGAAGGGGGAGACGACAAAGGCUCUGGAGAGGAAGGGAUCUCCAGUGCUCAGACACAACCAUUACGGCAUGAUGAUCUGAAGGAGAUGCUGGACAGCAACAAGGACUCUCUGAAACUGGAGGCCAUGAAAAGGAUUGUUGCUAUGAUUGCCAGAGGGAAAAAUGCAUCGGAUCUGUUUCCUGCUGUGGUGAAGAAUGUGGCUUGCAAGAACAUUGAGGUAAAGAAGCUGGUGUAUGUGUAUCUUGUGCGCUAUGCUGAGGAGCAGCAGGAUUUGGCUCUGCUUUCCAUCUCUACAUUCCAGCGAGGACUCAAGGAUCCCAAUCAGCUGAUUCGUGCGAGUGCAUUGCGCGUUCUCUCCAGUAUCAGAGUCACUAUCAUCGUGCCCAUUAUGAUGCUGGCCAUCAAGGAAGCUGCCUCUGACAUGUCUCCUUAUGUCCGCAAGACAGCAGCGCACGCCAUCCCCAAACUCUACAGUCUGGACCCUGAGCAGAAAGACCAGCUGAUUGAGGUCAUUGAAAAGCUGCUUGCUGAUAAGACCACUCUGGUAGCAGGCAGCGUGGUGAUGGCGUUUGAGGAAGUGUGCCCAGAGCGCAUUGAUCUGAUCCAUAAGAACUACCGUAAACUCUGCAAUCUGCUGAUUGACGUGGAGGAGUGGGGUCAGGUGGUCAUCAUUAACAUGCUCACCCGCUACGCCAGGACUCAGUUCCUUAACCCCAAUAUUAAUGAAUCCCUGCUGGAGGAAGGAGGGGAGAAGGCUUUUUAUGGCUCUGAUGAUGAAGACGAUGAUGAUGAGGAGAAAAAGGCUGAGGCAGCUGCUCUGGCCAAGAGGAAGCCAUAUGUUAUGGACCCUGAUCAUAGACUGCUGCUCAGAAACACCAAACCUCUGCUACAGAGCCGCAAUGCUGCGGUGGUGAUGGCAGUAGCUCAGCUGUAUUUCCAUCUGGCACCGAAGGCGGAGGUGGGUGUCAUUGCCAAGGCUCUGGUGAGGCUGAUGAGGAGCCACAGUGAAGUUCAGUAUGUGGUGCUACAGAAUGUUGCAACUAUGACCAUCAAAAGGAGGGGGAUGUUUGAGCCAUACCUGAAGAGCUUUUAUAUCCGGUCCACUGAUCCCACCCAGAUCAAAAUACUCAAGCUGGAAGUAUUGACAAAUUUGGCCAAUGAAACAAACAUCUCAACCAUUCUGAGGGAGUUCCAGACAUAUAUCAAAAGCAUGGAUAAGGACUUUGUGGCAGCCACUAUCCAGGCCAUUGGCCGCUGUGCCACUAACAUCGGGGAGGUGAGAGACACCUGCCUUAAUGGUCUGGUCCAGCUCCUGUCCAACAGAGAUGAGCUGGUAGUUGCUGAGUCAGUGGUGGUGAUUAAGAAGCUCCUGCAGAUGCAGCCAGAGCAGCACAGUGACAUCAUCAAGCACAUGGCCAAGCUUACAGACAACAUACAGGUGCCGAUGGCGAGAGCCAGCAUCCUGUGGCUGAUUGGCGAGUACUGUGAGCACGUACCUAAAAUCGCUCCUGAUGUUCUGAGGAAGAUGGCCAAGAGCUUUACUAAUGAGGAGGACAUUGUCAAGCUGCAGAUCCUCAAUCUGGCUGCUAAACUUUACCUGACCAACUCCAAACAGACUAAGCUCCUUACCCAGUACGUGCUGAACCUGGCGAAGUACGACCAGAACUAUGACAUCAGGGACCGGGCACGGUUCAUCCGCCAGCUCAUCGUCCCCACUGAUAAAAGUGGAGCUUUGAGUAAAUAUGCCAAGAAGCUCUUUCUUGCCCUCAAACCUGCACCAGUACUGGAGUCUCCGUUUAAAGACAGAGACCACUUCCAGCUGGGCUCGCUGUCUCACCUGCUGAACGCUAAAGCAGGCGGCUACCAGGAGCUGCCUGACUGGCCCGAGUCGGCGCCCGACCCCUCCGUGCGCAACGUGGAGGUGAAGGAUUCUGUUAUUAGGCUGCUCGAAAGAGUCACAACUCUAACCAGUGUUCCAGAAUGGACCAAAUGCACCAGCAGGAAGGAGCGGAAGGAGAAGAAGGUGGAGAAACCUUUCUACUCCGACUCGGAGGGAGAAUCUGGGCCCACGGAGUCGGCUGACAGUGAGUCAGACACAGGUAGUGGGUCCGAGAGCGGCAGUGAGGAAAGCGGCUCCGGCUCAGAGAGCGAAGAGAGUGAGGAGGAGUCAGAGUCUGAGGAGGAAGAGGAGGAUGAAGAAGAUGAGAGAACAAAGAAAAAGAAGAAAAUAGAAAAGAGCAAACCUAAGAAACCUGAGAGUGCUGAGAGUGAUCAGAGCAGUGGAGAGGAGCAGAAGAGGAACAGAAAAGUAGUAAAGGAGAGGAGGAGUGGCUCUGAGUCAGAAAGCGAGGAAGAGAGCGAGUCUGAGAGCAGCGAGUCGGAGUCUGAGUCAGAGGAAGAAUCAGAGUCGGACACUGACAUCAAGAAGAAGAAGAAGGCAGCUCCAUCAAAGCCACCCCCAAAACAAACCAAAAAAGAAAGCAAGAAAGAGACCAAGGAAAUGUCGCUGCUAGAUCUGGAUGACUUUGAUCCCACGCCUUCACCUCAAGUGACACCCGUCAACAACUUCCUGUCCAGCAGUUUAGUGGCCGAUCUAGAGGGUCUCUCACUGACCGACACUGUUUUAGCCCCCACUACCAUUGCUCCAUCCAGCUCAGUGCGGAUGUACGAGCUGUUGCACCGGAUCACAGGCGAGGGUCUGGCAGUGGAGUACUGCUUUAGCCGGCAGCCCUUUAGUCCAGACCCUCACAUGGUGGCAGUGCAGAUCCAGUUCACCAACAACACCUCGUCAGAGAGCAAGAGCCUGCACAUAGAAGACCCCAAACUACAGUCUGGCAUGAGGAUCAAGGAGUUUCCUGAAAUAGAGUUGUUACCAGCAGGCGAAUCGGUUAACGUGGUAAUGGGAAUCGAUUUCUGCGACUCCACACAAGCAGCCAACUUUCAGCUUUGCACUCAUACCCGGAAGUUCUUCGUUUCAAUCCAGCCACCAGUGGGGGAGCUGAUGGUACCUGCGUUUCUGACAGAGAACGAGUUUAAGAAAGAGCAAGAGACACUAUUACAUGGUCAGCUGAUGGGAAUGAAUGAGAUCUCAGAGAAGCUGAACCUGGGGGAGAAGUGUCAGAGUGACCACGCCAUUGUAGAGAGAGUUACAGCCAAGGCUAACCUCAGCAGAGUGCCCUGCGGGUCAGAGAAAGAGAACAGUCCUCCUCUUCCUCCUCCUCCUGUUUCUUCACCUGUGUCCAGGUUUGCUGGGAAAACCGUCAGCAGUGGCAGCCUCGUGCUGGUCACCGUGGCCAGGAAGGAGGGGGGAGGAGCCCAGCUCACGGUGAACUGUGAAAAGAUGGUGAUUGGAACGAUGCUCGUGAAGGACAUCCUCCAAGCCCUGACGCAGUGAUGACUGCUGCUGCUGCUGCUUCAUCUCGCAUCCCCCACCUCACCCUGAGCUCACUGAGCCCAUCAAGCAUAUAUAUCUGUAGCAAUGUGUAGAUGCUGCCUUGACCCUGUGUGCUGAUGUUGGGCCAGCUUCCAUUAUUCAGUACUUACUCAAAUACUGGUAACUGUUAUAAGUGGAAACACAAAAGAUCUUGGAUCAUUUCAAAAUGAUGUACAUCGAUUUACAUUUAUUUUUUAAGUCUGUAACGACCAGAACACACCUAAAUAUUAGAGACAGAAGGCCUCAUGAAUGUCCCCCCAAUAGAACCUGUAAUAUCUUGUGAUGUUUUCCUGUUUUAUCUACAGUAUCUCCUCCUUUUGGUGUGCAGAAUGCUGCAUGGUGUCUAAUUUAAACAUUUUCACACAAGAAAACCAACGCUUGCCAAAUAUCCAGAGCACAGGGUGUGUGGUUUGUUUAAAACUAUAAACUAUUAGUUUAUUUAGUUACCACAAAUGUAGAGCACAGAAAGUCUAUCGGCUCUAAUACAUGGGCUUUAUGUUACAAUAAGUAAUUUAGAAAUGUAACUAUGAUGCUCAUUUCAGGAUUUAAUGAUAUUUUAUUGCAAUGAACACUUCACAGCUCAAAUUUAAAAUAAAAUUUAUGACUAUGAUAUUCUUGCAAUACCCAAUAUUUCAAAUAAUCUACAGCCAGUAAUCUACAGCCUUGGGCUUUGAGAGAAUAUAGACUUCUUAAGACAAUAAAAUAUGAUACAUUUGCAUCAGUAUCCAAUUAAACCACAGUGUUGCACCAAACACUGUAUUUUCUUCAAUCCUGCUCUAAUAGCUUUGGUAGUGAUUGAUUAAAAAUGAUCUUAUCCAGAUUCUUAAUGGCAAACAGAUAAAGUAAAUCUCUAUCUGUUAUAUUACUUUCACAGAUCAAGUAAAACUCUGUACACAGUAAUAGCAAACUGAACCACCAUAGACAUGUGUUGAACAGUAUCAGGUGUGAACAGUAUGGCUAGAAAAUACUAGGAAAGAAGUUUCCUCAUAUCUUGUUCCUAACAGCUGCUGUUAAGGCUGACCGUCCACUUCUUUGCCUACAUGUUGGCAAAAUGUAGAAUAUGUGCUUCAUUUCUGUUGUGUUAUUUAUUUAUAGCUAGUCUGAGUUUGUCUGCAACAGGAAAUCAAAUCUUGUCCUUUAUUGUAGUUUUUUUCAAUGCAAACCAAAUGGGUUAAGUAGCAGGUUGAAAUAGGUAAACUGCAAAUCACCACGUUCAUCUUUCUGCACUUUGUUCUUUUCUUGUUCUCUUUCCCCCCAGAGAGAACUCUACUGUUGAAUAUGCUAUAAGAAAUCUAAAUGCAGAAACUUUUACUGCUGUUGCAUCAUGACAUUGUUGGUGUAACCUUCAUCCUGAUAACAGUUAAACUUCAACAGUCAACAUACAGCUGGAAGCACUCUGGACCAUUUCUGAAGUGUGAAUGGAGGUAGUUUUAAUCAAACAAUAAUUAUAUUUGAUGGUUCCAUGUGAUGUACUAUUUAUUUCUCCAAAUAUGUUUUUUUAUGUUAAACAAACACUACUAGAACAUAAUGUCUCUGCCUUGCUGUGUGAUUGUGAAAUAUUAUAACUUUAUUUAUUACAUUUUCAAAUGUCAAUAAAAUUAAACAUGUGCUGAGA